Schistosoma turkestanicum is the source of this 243-nucleotide messenger RNA. NCBI's taxonomy places the organism in Eukaryota, Metazoa, Platyhelminthes, Trematoda, Strigeidida, Schistosomatidae. The record is from the annotation of a GenBank genome assembly.
AUGACAGAAGAAAAAGUAAAUAGCAUCUGUGACAGGAAAGAAUCGUGCAUAUUUAACUCAACUCACGGUCUUCCGCAACAUGAAACAUAUGGUUUCGUUCUAAUAGGUAUCGCGGUUUUUUAUGCACUCAUCAUAAUCCUUAUAAAAGCACUGCACACGACAUCUACAAGUAAUACCAUCUUUAUGAUCAUAACCUUGAUCGUGAUGAUUCUAUUUUUUGGUGCGAGGCAAUGUUUAUCGUAA